AAAGCUAACGUCUGUUAGCUUUCGCUGCCUCGCUCCAGUUUUGUUGACAAACUAGCCCGUCCGCUAGUCGCUGUUUCAGCCUUUAGCUGGUCAUUUUCUUAAGCAGUAUCUUCUGGUAGAGGCAUGGGACCCAGCUCGGACUGUUCUUCUCAAUUCUUCAGUGAAGUAAUAUCAGAAAAAGGCCCAUAUCACCUUCUUUCUCGUCGCCAUGGACCGGAAUAAACGCAACUCUAUUGCUGGGUUCCCUACAUGGCCUGAACGCCUCAGCGACGACAGAGACGGCAAUGGAGGGAUAGGGAACUGUGAGAUGGGCCCGCCUUCCCAGGUGGGCCGGGUGUGUCCGUCCUCGUACAGAGCCCUCAUCAGUGCCUUCUCCUGCCUGACACGCCUCGAUGACUUCACCUGCGAGUGGAUUGGUUCAGGGUUCUUCUCUGAUGUCUUCAAGGUUCGACACCGAGCCUCCGACCAAGUUAUGGCUCUGAAGAUGAACAAACUCAGCAGCAACAGAGCUAACAUGUUGAGAGAGGUCCAACUAAUGAACCGGCUGUGUCACGCAAACAUCCUCAGGUUUAAGGGAGUGUGUGUCCAUGAGGGCCAGCUUCACGCCCUGACAGAGUACAUCAAUGGUGGAAACCUGGAACAGCUUCUAGACGGCAACAAACACCUGAGCUGGCCCAUGAGGGUGAAACUAGCCUGUGAUAUCGCCAGCGGUGUCGCUUACCUGCACGCCAAAGGGAUAUUCCACCGGGACCUCACCUCCAAGAACUGCCUAAUCAAAUGUGAUGACAACAGCUACACAGCAGUGGUGGGAGACUUCGGCCUGGCUGAGAAGAUCCCCGCUAAUCUCGCUGAAGGAGAGAAGCUCUCAGUGGUUGGUUCUCCGUUCUGGAUGGCUCCUGAGGUCCUGAGAGAUGAAUCGUACAACGAGAAGGCUGACGUGUUCUCCUACGGAAUAAUCCUGUGUGAAAUCAUUGCAAGGAUCCAGGCCGACCCCGACUUUCUUCCUCGCACCGAGAACUUCGGCUUGGACUAUCACACGUUCCAGCACAUGGUUGGAGACUGUCCGCCGGACUUCCUCCAGCUGGCCUUCAACUGCUGCAAUAUGGAUCCUAAACUCCGUCCAUCGUUUCCAGACAUCGUCCGGCAGCUGGAGGAGAUCCUCGCUCGCCUUAAAGUUGCAGAGAUGGAGCAGGAGUGCGAUUCGCUCAGCGGGGACAACGAGAAGAAAACCAUCCCCAAAAGUGAGAAGAUCCAGGGCUUCAAACGACUGAACCCUCUGGGCUGCCAGAACGAUAAAAUCCCUCCCAAAUCCCCCCGUCCCAGACGAAACAUUUGGCUCAGUCGCAGCCAAUCGGACAUCUUCUCCUGCAAAACAGGAAGGAAAAUCAACGUUCAGGACCCUUACUACAACCCCCCCACCUCUCAGAGGACCUUCAGAACUCGUAAAGUCAACCCUUUCACUGCUAGAGAGGACCUUUGUGGGGGCAAGAUCAAGUUUUACGACGUUCCCAGCAAGUCUGUCUUCUCGCUGGUAUUUGACCUCCACUCGCCUCCAGGAAGUGUUUUCGGUAACCAGGCGUCUGCUCACGGACCAGGAGGAUCCCAGCAGGAGGCGUCUUUUUACUGGCAGCAGCUGCCAGGAAGACAAUGCCACUCCUUACCGGUGUCCCCCCAACUGCCCCGGUCAGAGAUGUUCAACCUCGCAGCUGCUGUUUGCUCCAGCAACAACGGUUCUGUUACCUGCACGUCCAGUCAGCUGUCCGCCACUCUUCCAGCCACGAACUCCAAGUCCGACACGGCGCCGGUAUUAAACGACGUCCGGCAGAAGGUGGUGCUGGGCGGCUGGGCGAAGAAAUACGUGGUGGUAGAGAUCCCGCCUUUCUGCCGGCAGAGAGGGGGGGACGAAGACGGAGAGGCGGAGGGGAGGACGGAGGAGACGAGCCGCGAGAGCUGUUCUCCGAUGCUCACCGGCAGCGAGACGGACAGCGGCGAGGCCAUGGACUGCUCCGGCGGCCGAGAGGAAGAGGAGAAACGGGAGAGAGGAGCGGAUACGUGCCCGGUGUGAAACAAAAUAAAUAAAUUACACAAACGGAUGUUUUCAGCACAAGUUACAGACUCUGAUUUCUGGUUGUCGAGACGCAGAGACCGUUAAAGAUUAGAAAAAACGUGCAAAGAUGCCGCCUGUUUUUUAUUAAUCUUUCAAGUGAAUGUAUUGCGUUUUGGAUAAAUGUUUGAUUUAGAUAAAGAGCUAUUUUUCAAAGCUAUCGCCCAGGUAGGACUCUCUGGUUAGCACGAAAAGCUUUUACCCUCACACAGCUUAAAAAUUAUUUUCUGGAAAAGCUGUUUGUAUUUAAUAUUGUGAGAUGUAGAGUUUUUUCUUUAAACUUUUGUGUUCGUCUCGUCUUUGAUGCGGGGUAUUGAAAACCCCUCGUGUCGUGUGUGAGUUUAAAAAUCAGAAGUCCGUUCUGUUUUUCUUGUUCAAUGCCAGACAAAAGGAAGCCCCACUUUUUUUCUGAACGACCCGCCCUCACAUUGAUAUUUCCUUUUAAUUUAUUAUACGUGUGUGUGAAAAACUCGAUACAAAUAAUUCCUAACGUUUUCUAGAAAGCUCAAAUUUAAAAAGGCAGCGUUGGAAUUUGAGUUAAAAUCCACUAAAAUCUGCCUUUUGACGGCAGCAAUGAAUUUAAGGAGGGGAUGAUUAAAAAUGGAUUUGUUGAACUUGUUUAGGUCAGAACACAUUUAUUGUAAUUGUUUUCAUGGACUCUUUAUGGUGUUUUGCACUGUUUUUAUUUUUUUAUACUAACUCAAUACAACAGCAGUGGCCUAUUAAAGGCAAAAUGUCCAUUUCA
Nematolebias whitei (Rio pearlfish) is the source of this 2849-nucleotide messenger RNA. It is a transcript of the gene tesk2, whose product is annotated as testis associated actin remodelling kinase 2. The coding region runs from base 209 to 2065 and encodes 618 amino acids. The record is from RefSeq and is a predicted model, not a curated record. Gene Ontology annotation, cellular component: nucleus; cytoplasm. The transcript has 13 exons. Gene Ontology annotation, molecular function: protein serine/threonine kinase activity; ATP binding. Lineage: Eukaryota; Metazoa; Chordata; Actinopteri; Cyprinodontiformes; Rivulidae. Gene Ontology annotation, biological process: actin cytoskeleton organization; protein phosphorylation.